Onthophagus taurus is the source of this 1465-nucleotide messenger RNA. Its product is annotated as sialin-like. Lineage: Eukaryota; Metazoa; Arthropoda; Insecta; Coleoptera; Scarabaeidae. Gene Ontology annotation, cellular component: membrane. The record is from RefSeq and is a predicted model, not a curated record. Gene Ontology annotation, biological process: transmembrane transport; monoatomic anion transport. Gene Ontology annotation, molecular function: transmembrane transporter activity.
UUAAUUAAAGUUUAAAUAAUGGUGAAAUGUUGUCCAUUAAGAUUAACAGUAGUCAUUUUAACAUCACUUGGUUUUGCUAUUUUAUACGGUAUAAGAGUAAACAUAGCAAUGACCAUAGUUCGUAUGGUGAAACGAACGAAUGGAAAUAAUUCAAAUAUUAGUAAGAUUAUUGAAGGUCCAUGCGGGAAUAGAACAGUGAAUAAAAAAGAUUUAAAUGAAGGGGAGUACGAGUGGUCAAAUGAACUUCAAGGUGUAAUUCUAAGUUCUUAUUAUUGGGGUUACAUGGUAGUGAUGAUUCCUGGAGCUAGAUUAUCAGAAUUAAGUAGUGUAAAAUGGGUUUGGUUUGGGGCUGUAGUUAUAAAUAUGAUUGGUAGUUUAAUCACCCCGAUUUGUGCUGAUUUUCAUUAUGGUGCAUUAUUAGCAGUAAGAAUAAUGCAAGGUUUCGCAGGUGGAAUCUUAAUUACUGCAAUGCCUUUAAUUUUGGGACGAUGGGUACCUGUUCAUGAACGAAAUACCAUGAGUGGAAUAACAUUUUCUGGGGCUAUGGUAGGUUUGGUAGCGAGUACGGUUACAACUGGAUUAAUUGAGAUUCAUUUAGGAUGGAAAGCUGUUUUUUACGUGAUGGGUGGUGCUUGUGUACCGUAUUUAAUAGCUUGGGUUGUUUUUCUUGCUGAUUUUCCCGAAAAGUCUAACUUAAUAAAUCAAGAAGAACUCGAAAUGAUUUUAAACUCGUUGGGGGACACAAAAGGAGGGUAUAAAAAGAAAAUCGUUAUCUAUUGGAAAAGGAUAUUUAAAUCGAUACCUUUUUGGGGGUUAGUUAUCACUCAUGGUUGCGCAAAUUGGGUUGGGUAUUUUCUUGCAACAGAUUUAGCUAUUUACAUGGAUAAAGUUUUUCAAGUAGAUAUGGAUUACAUCACUAUUUACAUAGCAAGUGGUGGUACUGCAAGUUGGAUAUUUAGCAUAGCUUUAGGAAGAACUCUGGAUUAUUUAAGAAAAUAUAAAAAUUACACACAAACAACGUCUAAGAGAAUAGCUACGAUAGUUAGUUAUGGUCCCAUGUCAACGUUCUUUUGUAUCAUGGCCUUCGUUGGUUGCCACACUACUUUAGGCAUCGUAUUAUGUAUACUCAUUUAUAUGGCAUUUGGCGGAACUUAUUGCGGUUGGUUAUCGAACCAUGUCGAUAUCGGCCCAAAAAUCGCAGCAACUUUAAUGGCUUUAACAAACACAGUUGGUACAGUUUCCGGUAUAGUUGUACCUAUAUUUGUCGGUGCGAUUAUCGGUGAUGGUUUGGACAUUAAUUCUUGGUUUAUUAUUUAUUUAGUAACCGCUGGUUUCGCUAUACUUGUCCUUUUAUUUUUUUUGCUUAUGUGCUCGGGUGAGAAUCAAAAUUAUUAUGAUGAAGUUGAAGUUACAUCGAAUUAGAUUUAUAUAUUUUUUGUUUACUCAAAUAGAUUUAUUUAUCAAU